CUGAACUUUCCUGAACUCUCCUGAGUGAGAACAUUUCAACAGAAGUGAAGUUUGGUCGAAUAUCGCUAGCAGCUCCGCUUCCCACCUAUCAACACAGUGGCGGGCUACUGUAACACCGUUUUGGCUUUCUGGGGCUUUUAGGCACGCAGGCUUGACCAUGGAGUUAGCCCGGGUGUUUUUGUGUGUGCUGUCCGUGUUUGUUGCUCUAGUCUCCGAAAGGCUCGUGGUGCUGGCUUCCUUCUCUCAGUCUCUGGACAGCGACUUCACAUUCACUCUACCCGCCGGUCGGAAGGAGUGCUUUUACCAGACCAUGAAGAAAGAUGCCUCACUGGAGAUUGAAUAUCAGGUAUUAGAUGGUGCAGGUCUGGAUGUGGAUUUCUUCAUCUCCUCUCCCUCUGGCCAAGUGCUGUUCAGUGACUAUCGCAAGUCAGAUGGGGUGCACACUGUGGAAACUGAGGAUGGAGACUACAUGUUCUGCUUUGACAACACAUUCAGUGCCGUCUCUGAGAAGAUCAUCUUCUUUGAGUUGAUCCUGGACAACAUGGAUACAGAUGAAGAUCCAGAUGACUGGAAGGAGUAUGUUCAUGGAACAGACAUGCUGGACAUGAAGCUGGAAGACAUCAUGGACACCAUCAACAGUGUGAAGGCUCGGCUGGGCAAAAGUGUACAGAUCCAGACGGUGUUGCGGGCCUUUGAGGCUCGCGACAGAAACCUCCAGGAGAGUAACUUUGACAGGGUGAACUUUUGGUCUGUGAUAAAUCUCAUUGUUAUGGUCUUGAUAUCGGCAGUUCAGGUCUACCUAGUCCGCUCGCUGUUUGAAGAUAAAAGGAAAAUUCGUACGUAACUCCACCCCAGGUGGAGGGACAGAAAGAGAAACUAUCACACUUGCCCACAGAUACCUUUGGGAUUUUUCUCAGCUGAUCUCCUCACUCGUGACUCUUAACACAAGAUGUUGUCUAUACACAUACAUAUGCAUGCACACACACACAGACAUAUUGACAUUCUCAAUAGCAAAUUUGACACAAUUGCUGCUUUGGUCUUUAGUCCACUGGAGUUUGAGGGACAGCAGGAGCCCUUGGUUUGGAGCAGGAACCUAUACAGUAACUGUCAGCCCCUCUACUUUGUACAUUGUUUUAUAGUCCUCCCUUAACUCUUCAAAGAAAGUGACACAACAGGCACGUUUAUGAUGUGACUAUUUUUCUAACAGAGCCUAAAGUUACAAGGCCAGAGGCCAAUUGCAAAAAUGUCCUUUUUUCUUAGGACGUGUUUUUAUUUGAGUGUUGAGUUGAACUAAAUGAAGAAAGGUCUGAAAACUUUAAUUUACUUCUGCCAAACAGGGAAGUGCAACCAGUCUGUCAGCAUGUCUUCCCAAUCGUUAGCUACUCUCAAAUGUACCUUUGUAUGUCACUAAAAUGCCUUAGUGGUUUGUAUUUAGCCUUUUGCCAGUCUGUGAGGCCUUUUACUAUUUCUCCCACUGUCAUGAACAUUUAUGUUACUAACAGAAAAUCAGUCACCACUUUCCAUUAUGCCAGUACUGAAAAGUCAGGUCUUUAGGUAGGGUCGCUUUGCUAAUGCUGCUCUUUGGCACCUAAGGGACCAUGGAGUAGUAGAAACAGAAGUGGGCCAUCUACACUUAGGACCUCUGCCUUGCUCUCCUCUGCCAUGGCUUGUGCAUCUGUGGCCUAAAUGGCUGCCAGCUCCACUACCCUCUGCCGUGGAGCCUCACAGCUCCUGUCGGGUGUCUGCUUACAAUCACCUACUGCGUGAAGAUGUUGAGCCUGCCUGUCUCUCUGGUGACAGAAGUCUAUUUCUAUCUUACUGACAUCUGCAAGGUCAUUACCACUACUACAUGGGCACACUGCUCAGUUUAACAUACAUGAGCCAUUCAUUGCCUUGGCUACAUCAGCAUUGUUUUUAAAUGCUAGUGUAUGUGUAUUUAAUCUGAUAUUCACAUUUUAUUAGCCAAAAGUACACACUAGCAUCUGAUCGUUGCACUGCCACUGAUGCCACAGAACAACAUAUUUUGUUUUGUUUUCAUAUUCUUAGAACAUAAUUUAUCAUUUUGGGCCCUGAAGUGCUUAUUGGAUUAUUGGGGUCCACCAGAAACGGGUCCAUAACUUGUCCUGACGUGGGUGAGGGGGCACUGUUCUGAGGUUUUUAUCUCAUUGGUUGUUUGUAUACUAUUAAGAUGCUAUGGUGAUGUGUGCUUAUAGAUUCUUUUAUUGGUAUUUACUGAGCUCCACAGUUGAAACCUGGUUGCUCACUACCCAGGCUGAAAGCUCCAUGUCGCCAUCUUCUGAUUUAUUUUCCUGUGCUGUUGGACAGAGAUCAUACAGUGAGUUCAUACCUUUGUAACAGCCUUAGUUGAAAAACUAAACUGUGAGCAGUCUAAUUGUUUCUAUAAUGAUAUGAUUUUGCCAAACAGUAUGGGUGUGUAUAUAUCACACUGAGUAUCGUGGGUGCCUGCAAUAACUCAUGGGACGCGGUCUUCCUCUGCCUCAGUUUUACUGCUUAUUACCAUCCUUUUCUCCUCUGCCCAACUAAUCUCACUGUAGUGUCCGGUGUUUAAUUGAAGUACUGUAUGUUGAGAUUUUGAACGUUGUAUAGGUCAUGCACUGAUGCAGUUGAAAGUGGUUUCUGAUGCUUUUUGAAGUGUGUCAAAGUUCUACAAAAAUAAAAGACUACAGCAUUUUUAAAUAUGUUACUGAGUGGGAGAAUUUAAAGUUUCUGAUACAACAGCCACACUGUCUUUGGGAAAUAAUUUUUACUACCGGAAUGGAGAAGUGGGGAAGAGGGAAUGUGACGUUAUAUGGUAUUUAUUUGACUAAUGUCCUGUAGUUGUAAAUGUGUAUAAAUUAAACAAUCAUACAUUUUUCUGA
Molecule: messenger RNA, 2879 nt
Organism: Lates calcarifer (barramundi perch)
Lineage: Eukaryota; Metazoa; Chordata; Actinopteri; Centropomidae
Gene: tmed5
Product: transmembrane p24 trafficking protein 5
Exons: 4
Coding region: 158-844 (228 amino acids)
Biological process (GO): endoplasmic reticulum to Golgi vesicle-mediated transport; Golgi organization; intracellular protein transport
Cellular component (GO): endoplasmic reticulum-Golgi intermediate compartment; COPII-coated ER to Golgi transport vesicle; Golgi apparatus
Source: RefSeq, a predicted model, not a curated record